CUUCCUCCUCCAGGGAGUCGAUCCAGAAGUGCUUUGCUGGAAGGAAAGCUCUUCCACGACAUCUACAUAACUUUCCAAGUCCACCUCAGGAUUCAGAGUCCUUGCUUCUGGGAUUUGUUGCCUACUUUAAUACUGAUAGCAGUCUGCCUAGGUUUGCUGCUGGAUUGUUGCUGAUAUUUCCAAACUUUUUCUUUCUCGCUUCGCACAUUUCGAGCUGAUCGUUGUAUGUGCUGUAACGAGAAGAGAGACUCUUUUAUUUGAAUGGAGUAUUCAGAAAUGCUUUUGGAUUAAUUCUAAGCUUCUUCGAUUGCAUUUGGACACUUAACUUUCAGCCAUGCCUGGCCCAGGAACUUUCAGCCUGGAGUAAAUUUCUACCUUUGAUCUUGUUGGAUUGUCUUUCGGGCUGUGGAAUUCCAUUCCUAUCUACCUGCAUUUUGUGCAUGCGUGCGUGUGUGUGUGUGUGUGAGAGAGAGAGAGAGAGAGAGAGAGAAUUAUUUUUUUCUAAGUAACAGGUUGGUAAAAUAAGAGACAGUUUUUGCUAAGCUGUUAAAAGUUGGUUUUGUCCAGGAUUUAUAGAAACAUUUCCAUCUGUUUCAGCCCCUGGAGAUUCUUGCAGGCAGACUACUCAGCAGGUUUGCAGAUCUUCUUAAAAAUCCAUAUCUCCCUUCUCAGGAGAAUGAUCAGUGUCCCAAGUCAUUUUAGUUACUGAAUUUCUCUAUCCCCUCUCUACAAUUAUGAGGAUUCUUCAGUACUUUUUGUGUGACCUUUGGGUAGCCCAUAUGGAUUUUUUGUGUGUGUGGUGCUUUUAUUUACCAUUGUACUAACAUGUGCUUGAAAGCAAUUACAGCAGUCCCUGAGCGUGCACAGGAAUAGCAUAAAACAAGGACAUGUUGGUAACUUUUUGCUCAAAGCCUGUGCCUAAACUUUUAAAAUGUUUUGGGGGCCUUUUUACCUCCUGGGAAUUUGAAAAUAGGUUGAGAAGCCUCGUGUUCAUCUAAUGAAUUUUGGGAACUGAAGAUAGAAGAUAUGUGCUUUAAAACAGACUCCAAACACAGAUUACUAGUGAUUUCCUAUCCUUAUGCUGAACCAGGAGAAUAAAUCUUGAUCCCUGAGCCCAAGUGAGCGAGGCAUUUCUAACAGAACAGGGAUGUCAGGGAUCAAAUAAAUUUGGAGGACAUCCCAAUAGCAAACACUUAUUAUUUAUACUGAACUUUAAAAAUACUGCUGUAAUUAUCGAAGGGGAAUAUCCGCUCUCCUCCAACAUUAUUCUUUAAUAUGUGGAGUUGAUGGAGGACACUGAUAUUUGUAAUGAACAUUAAAUCGGAAGAGCUUAUGCUUUUGGGAAUGAGAUGUGUGGAGAAGAUAACUAGCUGGAGAAAAGGCCAAGUGCAUCUAAGAUUGAUGUGUUCGACCUGCUGAUCAUCCUGAAAUGUAAUCCUGAAAGGGCAGGAGCUAUAGAGACACUUCUUGCAUGGCAGAGACUCGCUCUGUGAUUAGCUCAGGCAGGACUGAAAUGCUACAUUGUGUUGUUGUAUGUCCUGGCUGGGUUUUUUUAAUGCCCGUUUGUUCAGUUUCUAGUGAUCUUUCUGGAUCUAUCCAUUGGAGGAGAAGGAGAAACGCUUGAUUUAGAUUGUUGGUGUUUUGUUUUUAAUUUUGUUAAGGCCCCACAGGCCUUUGGGCACGUGGCACCAAGGAAGAGAAACCAUUAUCGUGAGAAACAGAAGAGGAACCCUAUAAGGAGUGCCAGGAGGAAGGGCUGUAGGUUACUGAGCCCCUCUCCUCUCCUUCCCAUAUGCCCCACUGACUGGAAACACACAAAAGCUCUAUACUUAACCAGCUCUGUCAACUGUUGGAACCUGCUGGUGGGGUGAGGACGCAUUCCUGAGCGAUAUGUGUGGCCGAAGUGCACUGCUGCAGCUGGUAGCAUGAGUGCUGGCCCCCAGCUGCAGCUGGCUGUCCUCUGGCCUUGGCUGCUAAUGGCUACACUGCAGGUUGGACUUGGCCAUACUGGGCUGGCCAUGGCAGCGGAGUCGGAGAGGUCAGCAGCACAGAAGGCUAUUAUUAGGGUGAUCCCCUUAAAAGUGGAGCCAAUCACAUUGGAAGGAGUGUUUGCUAAUGUUGCUGAGGUUACUCCAGCAGAAGGAAAAUUGCUGCAGUUCCACCCGCUGUCUCUGUGUAACACCAGUGAGGACGAGCACACCGGCUCCGGCUUUGUCACCAUUGUCAAACUCGAGCGGCCCGAUCGAGAUCUGCACCCCUGUCUGUCAUUGGCCAACAAGGCAAAGCUAGCAGGGGAGCGGGGGGCUCGUGCCAUCCUCUUCGACAUCACAGAUGAUGAAAGCGCUGCUGACCAGCUGAGGAAACCCAGGGGCCUGAGUCAGCCUGUGGUGUUGAUCCGGGGCCAUGAUGCUGAGCUUCUGAUGGGCGUCGUGAACAAGAAUCGAGAAGCACAUGUGAAGAUUGAGGUUAAAGAGCAGCCAGCAUGGCCAGACUAUGAUGUGUGGAUUCUUCUCACAGUGCUGAGCACUGUCAUUGUGAUCGUUCUGAUUUUUGUCGUUCGCACCAAGUGUCACUGGAACAGGACUCAGGACUCCUUGCAGCAGCAGACCAUGCAGGCCAUCAGCCAGUUGGCCACCCGGAAGUACCAGGUCCGGUGCCGACAGGCCACCCAAAGGGAUUCGGCCAGCAGCUGCAGCUCAGCCCCCGUCUGCGCUAUCUGUCUGGAGGAGUUCAGCGAGGGCCAGGAGCUGCGGAUUAUUUCCUGUUCCCAUGAGUUCCACAGAGAGUGUGUUGACCCCUGGCUGCAGCAGCACCACACCUGCCCGCUCUGCAUGUUCAAUAUCAUCGAGGGGGCUGCCUUUGCCCAGCCUGCACAUUUGAGGCAGAAUUCCCAGGAUCUGGAACCUGGGCGGCGGCUUCACCUCUUCCGGCAACACCCAGGACACGCCCUGUAUCACCUCCCAGAGGCCCACCCCCAGCGGCAGCUCAGGAACUUUGCUUCGCAGCUCCCCCAUGGCAACCCCUUCUUCCAUUCCCCAGAGCUCUCCCAGUUGGAUUUCAGCACCAUGCACUAUUUGCCAUACAGGCCAGUGGGCUCCAGGGCCACAUGCAGCCAUCAGCCCUCUCUAGCCCAAGGCCUAGGGAAUGAGCAGCACCGAAAAUCUCCAGCAUGUGGGCAGAUGCCAUCUUCUCACAGGACUUGCCCACUUCAGCACCAGGCCCGUUGCCUGGGAUUCAGGACUGCGGUAGUACCGAGACAGCACCACGCUGCCCCUCUUCGUCGGGGAACCAGUCAUGGGAGACAGCACAACAGCAGUGGCUCAGGGGAGAGCUAUCUCACAGAGCACAGCGGGUACCUGGCUGAUGGUCCGGGAAGUGACUCCAGCUCUGGACCCUGUCAUGGCUCCUCCAGUGAUUCUAUGUUGAAUUGCACAGAUGUCAGCCUCCAAGGCAUCCAUGGCAGCUGCUCCACCUUCCGCAGUUCCCUGAGCAGUGACUAUGACCCCUGGGUGUACUGUAGCUCCACUGACAAUGGCCAGGAGCAGCUGCAGCCUCCAGGGGAGCCAAGGCCGAGGUCUUUGGACUUGAAGGAGACUGGCAGCACUGCAUUAGCCAAGAAUCAGACACUGAGUCAUGUCCAUUAUCACCACCACAGGCACCAUCACUACAGGAAAGACCUAGAAUGUCCAUCUGGGAGAUCAGGCCAGGAACCCAGCCAGCGUAAGCCCCGGUUUGCUGGGGCUGUGCCCAGUGCUCGGACACAAAAGAGGACUGAGAAAACGCGUCACUGCAAACAGCCUCUUGAAAGCAGCCCAGUGUCCCAGGCUGCAUCUCUGUCAGGACAGCUCUCCUGUGUGCAUCAGGGACCUGACCUCUCAAAGCACCUCUCCUCUUCUGCAGACGGGUCUGACUUCAGCUGGGUGGCCAGUAGGCAAGCUGGAGCAGCUGGUCCAUUGUCUUUCCCGCUGUCACAGAAACAUGGCUUACAAAGCCGUCACCACAGAAGGAAACGGAAGUGCCGCCCGGAGCCUGUUCUGGCUCACCUUUCAGAGGACUCAGAUGUGCACAAAGACUGCAAUGUUCACAUUCACUAUGGCCACUCCCCUGGCUACUGCUGCUCCCCAGAAGUUCAGCCACUGUUGCAAACGGCCCCUAUGCCCUAUUGCUCAGGCUCUCAGGUGGUUUGGAAGUGCCGAGUCCCGCCCUCCCACUUGGAGUCCCAGCAGCAGGACAAGGACCUAUCAGAAUGGGAGGGGAAACCCAUGUAUCCAGUUGAUUUCUCAGGGACAGGCACCACAGAAGACAACACAAGUCUUUACCUCCCCUGCCAAACUCUGCAACACAAUCAGGGAUCCAAGGAGGAGAUCCAAGAUGUGUACGAACAUUCUGUUUAAUGAAAGAUGAACUCCUCUGCCUACUAGAGAGAGCCAGAGUGGACAAAACAUUCAGGAAACGAACAAGAACUGGAAUCAGUGACUUAUUUCCUGUAUCUCUGAGCAGGUAGUGUAGUAACAGUCCUAGUCUGCCCCACACUGAGAAACAAAAUGUGCUGGUAACCUCCAUGAUGCCCCCUCCUGCCUGCUCCCCGCCCACUUUACUAUAUUGUGGUCACACAAAACCACCACUCCUCUCUCUUUUUAAGGCACGGACAGCACACACUGAUCAGAAGACACUCUGGGGGCAUGGACUUACUCAUUCCAACCCUGUGUCCAGUGUUCGUUAUCUGGAGAGCCUGCUGGGUAGACAUAAACCGGUAUUUUGGCAUGGUCACAAACCUGUGGGAGUUUGGAGGCUUUUGGAAAUGGGCAGACCUAUGAGACUAAAAGCUGCAGAGAUGACAUUAUAUAGCCAAAUAGCUCCUGCCUUUUUCAUUUCCUCACUUAGGUCAAAGUCAGGCCAGCCUACUUCACUAACCCUGAAUACUCUUAUUUCUCAAACUUAAACACAAGAUACUCUCUUCCAUUUCUACACUGCAGGAGCUCUCUUAGGUCCUGACCCUGCAAGAUACUUCCAUUGACUGCAGUGGGAAUUAAGGGUCCCUGCCACUUGGCAAUUAACUAUCCUUCAGCUGAGGCCUGGGUGGGGACAACUUGUAGUUUUGCCGAUACUAGGAUCCAGCUGGAGGAGCAGUGAGGACAUUCAGGAUUCUGCUAGCAUUUCCAGGAAAGAGCUGGGGCUGAGAAUCUUCUCAGAAUCCAUUACGUUACCUGGAAAUGUUAUUAGAUUUCUCAUUCAUCACUUAAGUCUUUGCUUAAUUAUCAAAGUAAUUAUAAAGGCCAGCCCUGUAACUGUGCUGAGUAGCUCACUUGUGGUGCAUGUUUCAAAGCCUCUCUAAACAUCUUUUUGGAAAGCAUGGGAAUCAUGGAGAAAUGAGAGACUAUCCUCUUAAUCCAUGAGCCAGCAUGGGUCCUCCUUCUCUGCCUUCCUCAUCGUGAUCAUUGCCAUCGUCAUCACAUGACACAGUGAGACGCACACUGAAGUCCCCGGGAAAGCAUCUGGGACAGUAAAUGCUCAGUAGAGCCCCAUCCCAACUAACAUUUCUGGAAACUUACGCUCUUUUCAGUGACCUGCAAAAGAAUUCUUCAAAAUCAGCUGUGUCCUUUUCUAGCUUCUUUCUGAUGGAGACAUUGGGGAAAAAUUGGGGAGGUUUUUUUGUUGCUUGUAUUUACCUUAGAAAUCCAGGAAUUCAUGGAUUCACAAGUGUUAAGGCCUGAAGGGAGCAUUAUGAUUAUGAUUAUGAUCAUCUAAUCUGAGCUCCUGUAUAACACAAGCCAGAGAACGUCACUCAGUGAGUCCUGCAUCAAGCUCAUGAUUUCUUAUUGCAACAUAAAAACUUAAUAUAUAUGGAGAUAUACCUAUCUCCUAGAACUGGAAGUGACCUUGAAAGGUCAUUGAGUCCAGCCCCCUGCCUUCACUAGCAGGACCAAGUACUGAUUUUUGCCCCAGAUCCCUAAGUGGCCCCUCAAGGAUUGAACUCACAACCCUGGGUUUAGCAGGCCAAUACUCAAACCACUGAGCUAUGCCUCCCCAUUUGGUGGACUGGAAAGGACCUUCUAGGUCUUUGACUCCAGUCCCCUGCUAUCGCAGCCAAGCCUGUCAGAUAAUCCCAUUCAUAAAUGUAUCAAUCUACAUUUUAAAACCAGUGAUGUUGUUUGGCCCCACUACUCCUCUAGGCUGUUCCAGAAUCACACUGCUCUAGAGCUGAGCUAGAGCAGAUCUGUUAGAAAGAUAUGCAUAUUAAAUUUGACCUCAGUUCGGUGUGCAGCUGUGGUAAAAAAAGAUGCAUACAGAAUGGCACUGAGAAUAAUAAGGAAGCUAUUAUAAUGCCAUUAUAGAACUCAGUGGUGCAGCCUCCCCUGGACAUGGUGCAGCUCUGAUCAGCCCUCUCAGAAAGGAUAUUGUGGAAGUGAAGGGUUUCAGAGGGCGAGGGUGAUGCGAAUGAUCAGGGACUGGAAAAACUCAGGUGAAAAGAGAGUGGAAAGAUGGGAUUGUUACCUUAGAGAGAGACAGAUCAGACUAAUGAAUGGUCUUGAGAAGGGAGAUCAGGAGCUUCUGCUCUCCCUGUCUUACAGCACAAGAACAAGGGGCCAUUUGAUGAAAUUAAAAGUGUGAUAUUCAAAGCUGAUCAAACAAAAUACGUUUUCAUACAAUGCAUACUUAGUCGGUGGAACUCGCUGCUACAAAAAGUCAUGUAAGGACUUAGCAAGGUUCAAAAUGGCGUUGGACAGUUAUAUGUACAUGAGAAAUAUCCAGUGUUCUCAUGCUAAUGAAAAUGCUAGAAGUCCCCCCACCCCUGCUUCAGGGCUGAAGCCCGUUUCUAACUACAGUAGAACCUCAGCGUUAUGAACACCUCGGUUAUGAAUGGAGGUGGUUCGUAACACUGAAAUGUUCCUAACUCUGAACAAAACAUUAUGGUUGUUAUUUCAAAAUACAGCUUUGAAACUUUACUAUGCAGAAGAAAAAUGCUGCUUUCCCCUUUUUUUUUUUUAGUUUACGUUUAACACAGUACUGUACUGUAUGUGCUUUAUUAUUAUUAUUAUUAUUAUUAUUUUAUCUCUGCUGCUGCCUGAUUGGGUACUUCUGCUUCCAAAUGAGGUGUCUGGUUGACUGGUCAGUUCGUAACUCUGAUGUUCUACUGUAGGAGAGACCAGGCCGAGACCUAAUGUGGGGACAGAUUUUCCCACAGCUGCUACCAUGAGGUGUUUGCGCCCAGGGGCAGCAGGUUUGUAUAAUUUUUGAUGGUGCCCAGAAUGGGUCCAAGUCCCACCCCACCCCCCACACCUGCCUAAGGCUCUGAGAGGGAGCUUGGGUGUGGGAGGGGUGCAGUCUAACCAAAAGCUCUUUCCCUAGUUUGUCUGCUCUCAUUCUGUUGGCUCCUGUGAUACCAUCAUUUCACUAGCCAACCGCAGAGUCUUUCAGCAUGGAGAGGGUCUGGAUUUCUAAGGUCAAAAACAGAUUUGUAUCUUAAUCCUUUCAGGCUUUCUUUCUCCAUCAGAAAGAAGAAAGAAAAGGACACAAGCCCAAUGCCCCCUUCCCCCCAAGCAGGUCACCUUUAACCUAGAAGUAAAAGCAGGAGCUGGCGUAGAUUCCCAAGAUUCUGCUUACGGUGCAAGCUGGCCUAUGGCUCUUCUUAUGCAGUUCAUCACAUGCCCCAGCCAAAUGCUGUUCAAUUGUCUUAACAAAGAGGAGGGCCCUGAACUCCAAGCUGCUUUCAGACCAAGGGCAGGAUCCUGCAUAGUGCGGACUUCCACCCCAGAGCUAAACCCCCACUGAUGAGCCCACUCGGCCUCUCAUUCGCAGUUUAAUAGAAUUCAUCUCUUUCCUUUAGGACAGUGGUUCUCCAACGUUUGUACUGGUGACCCCUUUCACACAGCAAGCCUCUGUGUGCAACCCCCCUUAUCCAUUAAAACACUUUUUUACAAAUUUAACACCAUUAUAAAUGCUGGAGGCAAAGCGGGGUUUGGGGUGGAGGCUGACCCCUCACAUAAUAACCUCGUAACCCCAAGGGGUCCCAAUCCCCAGUCUGAGAACCUCUGCCUUAGGAGGACUCUGUCUGGCGUAAGCCCCAAGCCCAGUGGAACGUGUGCUCUGUCGUAAAGGACCCCUGCUGCUCUGUACUGCAGUAUUAGGUGGGCUGCAUUGGGCAGCUCCCACUUUAAAGUGUUUUUAUUUUCUGGCCUUAUGCUGCUACUUUUCUUUCAAAAACCAACCUAUCAAAGCCUCAGGAUCUCUCUGGGCAUGGAGAACAGAUCUAGUAAGUAGUUUAGAUGGGGGAGGGGUUGCAGUUCUGUCCAUAUGGGUUAUCAGAUGGGAAGAAGGGGAAGAGCUCUGUUUGGAAGAGUUAAUCCAAGGGACUAUGAAAUAAAAGGAGGAAUAGAUUCCUUAGCCAUCUAAGAGGGGAGGUGAUGUAAGAAUCAAUGAAAAAUAAUCCUGAUAUGUGCUGAACACUUGCACCUCCAAAUGGACUUGUAACUCCAAGGGACUCACAGGAGCUCAGCAACACUCAGGAUCAGGCAUUGAAUGUCGGUAGUGUUUGUCCAAGGCAGGGGUUCAGGGGUUCCUUGCCCUAAGAGAGCGGAGGCCCCCGCUGGGAGGAGAAGUGAAAGCCAGAGCUUCUCAAAUGAGCAUUCCCCAUUGCUGAACCCUCAGCCCUUCCCUAGAGCCCCUGGCUCUUCCCAGGACAGCCAGUGUCACUGAGAGGAGCCCCAAGCAGGCACAGCUCCUGGAGCUGUGUCUAUAGCCUCCUUCAUUCAUGCAAACAGCCCUCUGUUCCUUCGUCUUGUAAAGCUCAGAUCCGUUUGAAAUGUGAACAUGGUUUUUAGUUUUUGCUGAGUCUGUUCUGCAAGGCUCUUGGGUGUUUUGGGUAAAUUACAAACCAAAAAGGAAGAAUAGGUUUUUUUAUAUAUGCAAAUCUGUAUAUUUAUGUCUGAGAUGGAAACAAAGAUGUUUGAAUAUGGUGAUGUGCUCAGAAAUAUAUUUAUUUACUAAUAUAUUUA
Molecule: messenger RNA, 8996 nt
Organism: Malaclemys terrapin pileata
Lineage: Eukaryota; Metazoa; Chordata; Testudines; Emydidae
Gene: RNF43
Product: ring finger protein 43
Exons: 9
Coding region: 1926-4394 (822 amino acids)
Biological process (GO): Wnt receptor catabolic process; ubiquitin-dependent protein catabolic process
Molecular function (GO): frizzled binding; ubiquitin protein ligase activity
Source: RefSeq, a predicted model, not a curated record